CUAAUGUAUUUACAACAACAAAAUAUACAUAGAUAUACACAUUGUAUACAUAAACUAUAAUUCUGUGCGUUGAACUGACGAUUUUAAUUUGCUUGCUGUUUGACGCUGCAUAUUAAAGUUUGGCUUAGGAGACAGAUUGACAAAGAAUUGUCAAGGACGAAUGUUAGCUGCAUAACAAGCCACUAUAAACUCAAGGAAAAUGUUCGAGGGUUUUGUUCAUCAAGUAUUAGUCGGUUACUUGGGCAAUUAUGUUAAGAACAUCCAGAAAGAUCAUUUUAGGAUCGGCUUAUGGAAAGGAGAGGUUUUCCUGGAGAAUGUAGAGUUGGUAUUGGAAGCAUUUGACUACCUCCAAUUACCAUUUGCAAUUAAGGAAGGGGUGAUUGGGAAACUGAGCAUUAAGAUUCCCUGGACAAAACUUGGUUGGGACCCAAUAAUGAUUGCUCUGGAAGAUGUAUUCAUAUGCACUUGCAAAAGAAGCGAUUCAGAGUGGGGUGCAGAGGCUGUGGAGGCUAGAGAAUGGGCUGGCAAGAGAGCAAACCUUGCAGCAGCAGAGCUUGCAAAGUUGUCAAGACGUGUUUGUGAUAAUCAAGCUGGCCAAUCUUUUAUAUCCCAACUCUCAGCAAAGAUUAUUGACAACAUUCAAGUAACAAUCAAGAACGUCCACAUUAGAUAUGUUGAUCAGAGUCCUGAUUCUAAGGUUUUUUUCUCAUUUGGAUUAAGAUUUUCUACUCUUACAGUAAUGACAAGUGAUGCCCGGGCUUCCUCUUCUUCUGCUAGAAAUUCUUCAGGGGUAAAGUUGAAGGGUGGUCAGGUACAUAAAAUAGUAGAGAUUCGUGAUAUGGGGCUUUAUUGGAAUUCAAGUGAAGAAUGCUCGAAUGAAGCAGCCAUGGAAGACAUGAGUGGAGAAGAUUUGUUUAGCAAUUUGUCUACAGAUACUGACAAAUUCAAUUAUGUUCUGAAACCAUUGAAUGCAACACUAUCUUUGAUGGUGAGCAAGUCUGGAAAAUUUGAAAGCGGUAGUCCUCAAUAUGCGGUUGCUUUAGAUCUCAAUGAUUUGGUUUUGGUAUUGGAUGAAGUCCAAAUCUAUCAAAUGUUGGUGCUCUGGGAUGCUGUUUCCAUCUGCAGAUUGCAAAAAAAGUAUGGCCGCUAUCGACCAUGUAGUUUAUCUGCUUUGCAGCGAACUGGGAUUGGAUGGCAAACACAUUGGUGGCGAUAUGCAAUAGAUGCAGUCUUAUCUGAUGUGCACAGAAAGCUGCAUCGUACUUCUUGGAGCUAUUUUGAAAUGCGUAUGGCUGCUAGAAGGAAAUAUAUCAGAUUAUAUAGAUUGAAAUUGGAACAUCUUCAGCAGGAUCAGCGUCUUGAUCACAAUAGUCUUCAUGAACUAGAGGAAAUGGAGAAAGAUCUUGAAAUGGAUGAGAUUCUAAACUACAGGUCUAUUGCAGAAAGUCACUUGCAGAUAAAGGAUAUGUCCCUCAAAGAAAAUGGUCUCCACUCAGAAUCAGAUGGCAGGGAUUUCGCGUUUGACAAACAUCAGAAUGAAGAGCAAGUACCUGUUAAGCCUCGAGGAUGGUUGAAUUGGUUAUCUCUUGGGAUGCUUGGGGCAGGGGGAACAACUGAUUCUAGUCAAUUUGCUGGGGUUUUCUCAGAUGAUAUUAUCAAGGACAUUUAUGAGGCGACAAUGUAUAAUCCAGUUUCAUCUUCCGAUAUUGGAAUUGUUUCAAAAGGCCAUGGCUACUUGUUGUCCAUAUCCAUUGACGCCCAAAAAGUUAUUAUGAAGUUGAAUAGCAUGAGUAAGAAGGCAACAAUGAUCUGUAUGACAAUAAAUGGGGCAAAUAUGAUUUCUAAUUUUUGGCAAGAUUCAGCAAAUUUCUGUAUCAUUUUCAAGUCAAUGAAGGUUGUUGAUCCUAUUACCAAUCAUCUUCCUUUCCCAUAUGUUCUAAGCGAUAAGGUAGAUGCAGAGUCCAGUGGCUUGACAGUAUCAGAAGCUUGCCUUGGCAACUCAUCUGUGGAAUUUCUAAAAAUAUUAAUUGAGAUACUCCCAAAAGGUUCUGACACUGAUUUGUCUGUUAGGGUUGUCAUUCAACCAUUUGAAUUUAUUUAUAAUGCGAUUUUGUUUGGGAAUAUAAUUGAUUUUCUUCAUAUGCCAACAUCCUUUCAAUCUCAUCUAGACCUGGUUCUUAGGUCUCUGAAUGAUUUUGAAAGUAUUGAAGCUCGGGUUUUAUCCAAGGCUGAGUACAUUUUUUCAAAUCGCAGAAGAGUAUCCAUCGAAGCAAAUUGUCAGAACGCAAAUUUUAUUUUUCCUUGGUAUCAUCCAAAUUGCGGUUGGUCAAAGAUGGUUUUUACUGUGGAAUCUAUGCAUUUUGGGUCAGUACUUACAGAACGUGCUACAAUGGACAAAGUUGAGCUUGAGAAAUUCUUUACCCGAGCUAAGAACUUGACCCUUGAUUCCAUUUUUGAGGAAGAAGAUUAUUUGAGGAUGCUUCAAACUUUCUAUGAUCGUUUGCAGAUACAAUUAUCUGGUAUUCAGGGUAAACUGGAAAGACCCAAGAUGUUAUCUGAUGUCUGUUUUAUCAAAUCUAAUGCAUCGGUAACAUUUGAUACAUGCAUUAUGCAAGAUGAGCCCACUAUGAAACAGCUGAAAGUGCAUGGAGAUUUGUCAUCAAUACAUAUCAUUCUUUCUUAUAGUAUAUUGAAAGCACUAAAGGACAUGACUAUCAAUCUGUCAUUCAAGCAUGUUGACUCUAAAAGUGAACACAUGGAGAAGUUUCCUGAAAUGAAAAGUAAUACAUGUCAUCACCAAAUACCUGAAGGUUCAGCAUUUGGCACUGACAACAUGUGUAAUAGUCAGUCACACAUUCCCUUGAAGACUGAAAUGCCUGCCUCAGAUAUGAACAAAAUUGUGCGAUUUCAACUGAUUACUCAAUUCAAGUCAGCAUUGAUUGAAUUAUCCUUUGAAGAUGGUGGUCAAAAUUACCAGGAAAAUCUCACAUUGCAUUCUCAGAUUGAAAACUUAAAUAUUGAAUUGGCUCAAGGAGCAUUAGGGCGCAGUUUCAGAACUGGCAUAGAGACAAUAAAGAUAGAUGGUCAUAAUUUGGCAGGGAAUCCAAUAUUAAGUGUGCUACGUAUGAAGAAAUUUAAAUCACCUGGGUCAACUAAUUUACAAACAGAUGACAAUCUUGAUUUUAAUUUGUCAAAUGCUUUUGGCCACAAAAAAGUAAAAGGUGGAUCAGAGGGAAAAUGCUUUUAUCUACUUUACUUUCAAAAGUGGCAAAAAGAUUUUCUGGAACCUGCAAUAAAAAUAUACUUAAACAAUUUAGUUUAUGAAUUCCAUCCAAUGGUAUUUGGAAGGUUACACAGGUUUUUCUCACUUAUUUCUAAAGAGCUUUCAUCAUUUGUCAUCAACACUGUGGAAAAUAUUCCAAUGCAGGAGGUGAGGAAGACAGAAAGAGUGGGAUCCAAAAUUAAAUACCCAAAUUCGGACAUGCCCAGUAUCAGGCUUGGGAAAUUUUCAGAUCCUUUGGAACAUUUGUUUGAACAUUUUCCUUUUGUUUCCUUUCAGCAUGCUGGAAUUUCUGAAGGCCCAGAUAAAGCAGGCCUGACUGAUCCAUCAAGUCACAUUGAAUAUGUAUCUGCGUUUCAUAAAUCUGGAGAGCUAGAGUAUACAUCUGCUUACACAGCUUUUUCAAGAAUGAAUAGAACAGUGAACUUAGGGACUACAGAUGUGAUGGAUAUAUGUGCUGAUUUUGAUAAAACUGAUUCUUGUGGUAAAUAUGAUUUUCAUGUUGAACUUGAAGUGAAUAGCAGUGAUAUUCAUUUUUGUGACUCUUCCUGUAUCUUGGCCACUGUUCAGAUAUGCAAAUCCAAGACUUCCAUUUUCCUUUCCGAGGAAACAGGUUCCUUUGAUCUGAUGGGCUGUUUUGAGGAUAUUAAAUUCUCAUCUCCUUGGGCACCUUCUCUUUAUGGUGACAUCCUGUGGGGACCCUUAGUUCACAGGCCAUACCCCAUUCUGAAUAUUCGAUUAUGUAAAAAUGUGCCAAUCACAGGAUAUCCCAAGCUGGAAUUGAGUGUAAGCAUUCAACACGUACGCUGCAUCUUACCCAGUGAUUUUUUAGCCAUGAUAAUUGGUUACUUUACUUCUGACUGGGAAACAAAAUUAGAAAAUGAUGGAAACUUAUUGGAAAGAAAAGAAGACUCAGAACUUGAAAGUACAGAGAUGCAUUUUCUGUACAAAGUGGAAUUUGUGGAUUCAGUUAUCAUUCUGCCAGUUGAAACAACUUGCAAUGAAUCACUUGAAAUUAUUUUGCCCCAGUUAUUUUUUUCGUAUCUUCCCAGCGAUACCAAUCCAACUGAUGGUGGAAAUAUGCACAAUGAUUGUGUUUCUGCACCAUAUUAUGAUGCCUUAAGAUUGGAUUCUAUUGAUAUUGCUGGCAGCCAGUUGUCAAUGUCAUUUUGUUCAAUGAACAUUGGUGAACAGGAAAUGCAGAGGAAUGAUGAAUGCCAUGUGAAUCUUGAUUUUCCACUGAUUGAAGGACUUGAUGCCACAUUGUCAAUGAGAAUUCCGUGCGAAGCACAAGGAUCAUGUGAACCUACAGUUACACCAACAAGCGUUGUGUUCAAUGCUCAAAACUUUGAGGCAAAUGCUGAAGAGGAAUCUUUUCUCAGGGCACUGCAAGCUGUAAAUAAUGUGGCCUUGGAACUCUCAUUUGUAGGCACAAAGUCUCGCUUGUUUGUGGCAAGUGUGGCUGAGUUCAUGGAAUCAAGAUCGGGGUUCAAGCAAUCAAAUGCAGGUGCCUCAGAAGUUUCUAAGGAAACUUCCAUAGACAUAAAAUGUUCCAUUUCAAAAUUUUCACUUAAGCUGCAAAGAUCCAGAGAAAAUUGUCCUGCUGUUUCAGAGCUGAUUGGAAAAGUAGAUGCAGAGAAAAUUAAAGUGUCAUGCUUCUUGAGAAACAAUUCUUUUGACAAUUUUUCUAUGGAUAUGUUCAGCUUACAUUUAGUAUCAGCCAUCAAUUCUUCAGCCCUUCUGCAAUGCUUUUCAACAGAUUCGUCUCAUCCAUGUAUUUGUAUAGAUAUAUGCACACUGCAUAUUGGGCAAUAUGGUGGUUCUGUUUCUGUACCUUGCACCAAUAUAUGGGUACACUUAAAUGCUUGGAAUGAAAUUGCUCUCUUUGUAUCUACAUGCAUAAAUUCGCAGGCAAGAACUAGACAAGAUGCUCCUCCACAGAGUUCAGAUGUAGGAUUCUUGGAUGCAGGGACCUUCAAGGAUGCAACUCAAUUGCAUAGGGAAAUGUUAGAUCCUAACACAAUAAGAUCUUCUGGGGCUCUUCACUUAAAGUCAGAAACUCUAAAUAUAUCUUUUCAUAUUCCAGAUUUUUCAUGCGAGGAUGAUGUUACAUUUCCUGCCAGAAAUAUUAGCAAUUUACAUCGUGAAGAUUCCUCUUUAAGAUUGGAUGUCAUUGAAACAAAUUAUGUUGGACCUGAAAGACAAUUCUAUAGAUUUAUAUUGCUCUCUCUCUCUGUAAUAUUUGAUGAACUGAUUGUUACUGACUUGGAUUGGAUGUUUAAGGCCAGGAUAGUGCAGAUAGAAGGAAAAACAGAGAUUAUCCAGAAAAGUUCAGCUUACCAUUUACCAUUUUUCCACGUUACUGAUAUUGGAUUGAAGGGGAAAAUAUCUCAAAAAGAUCUAGAGCCUCUGAAAUUAGUUCUUGAUAUCCAAGCAGAUAAAAUAGAUAUCUGGUCUUCUUAUCCUAUUCUUUGCUUUUGGCGUAACUUCAAUUUUGGGAACUCUGCAAAAGUGUCUUCUACAUCAUUAGAUUUCAAACUGGAUGUAUGUAUUGGUGUUCAGAAGGCUGCAUUUCUGUUAAGUGAUGGAAGGUGGAGUUGCAAUGCACCUAUCAUGGAAAUUUUUAUCAGGCAUAUAUCUGUCCGUGCAAUUUGGAAUGAUGGAAUCAUGGACACUUCCUUAUCAUUGGAGCUGCAAAUUAAUUAUCACAACAUUCACAAGGUUGCAUGGGAACCUUUCUUGGAGCCUUGGAACAUGCAGUGCCAAUUUGUUAGAAAACUUGGAUGUGACAACCUCUUAAGCACAACACCUGCAAUAAAUAUUGAUGUUAAAUCUUCAUCCAAGCUUAAUUUGAAUCUUACUGAAGCUCUAAUGCAGGCCUCUAUUCGAGGAUCUGAGAUUAUCAAGGAUGCAUGGGGUGGAACAAGGUGUGACGAUUGUCCUGCCAAUAAUCAGAAUGAUGAGUACAGUCCUCUCAGUAAUACACAUGUACGGAGAUAUGCACCCUAUUUCCUUCAAAAUGAUACUGGCAUGCCACUAAACUUCUGGUUGAUUCAUGGUCCUAUAUUUUCUGAGAGCAAUGAAACCUUGGAUGGAGCAGUGAUGAGUGCUGUUGAACCUGGGUUUACAGUGCCUUUGUUUGUUGAAGAAACUCCAGAAGAAUUGUUUCGGAGGUGGAAGCCCAACCAUUCUUCUGAAAGGCUUGCUGAUAGGAAAACCUCAGGCACACAUCAUCAUAUGAUCCGUGUUCAGCUUGAAGGAACUUCAAAAGCCUCCAUUCCAAUGUCAAUGGAUCUUGUAGGAUUGAGAUCAUUCGAAGUGGAUUUUUCUAAAAGCUCACACAAUGGAAAAUUCUCCGAGGAAAGAGAUUCUUUCACUAGUAUGCAAGAGGAGAAUGCUAAUAUCAUAGAUUCAACUUCAAAAUUCAUUUCACCUGUUGUAUUUGAGGUCUCAAUACAACGGUAUAGCAAGCUAGUCAGGCUAUACUCCACGGUCACACUUGUGAAUGCAACCUCUGUUUCUUUAGAAGUACGUUUUGACAUUCCAUUUGGAAUUGCCCCAAAGAUCAUGGAUCCUAUGUUACCAGGGCAAGAGUUGCCACUACCUGUGCAUCUAGCUGAAACAGGACGAAUGAGAUGGCGUCCCCUUGGUAGCAGUUAUCUUUGGAGUGAAGCACAGUCUCUUUCAAAUAUAUUAUCACAAGAGAACAAGCUCAGUUUACUGCGGUCUUUUGUUUGUUACCCUUCUCAUCCUAGCAAUGGCCCAUUUCGUUGCUGUAUAUCUGUUCAGGAGAAUACAGUUCCUUGUUAUGAUGGUAUAAAACAAUGUUCUUUCAAUGUCCAAGACCAAAGCAAUGGAAAACAUUUAAAUGGUAGUAGUCUUGCCGGAGGUACCAUUUCUCCAAAGAAAGUUAAUACUAGCUUAAUUCGUCAAAUCACAGUCACUGCCCCUUUAGUGAUAAAAAAUUGUCUUCCAGUACCACUUGAGUUUUCAAUUGAGAAUGGUGCAAGCAUUAUGGAGCACAUAUUUGUCUCAGAGGGAGAUGCUGUGUCCGUGUUUGACAUUGAUUUUGUUCAUGAGUUGGGCAUAGGAUUCCAAGUUGCAGGUUUCUCACCACUGCUUGUAAAGUUUGCUCGUGCAAUGGUAUAUACAUCAGAGCUUGGAAUGAGUAAUUCACUGUUGGAAAAAAUUGUAUCAACAGAAACAUUGAUUCUUACUUCAGAUUCAUCCAAGAGUCCUCCCGUUUUUGUUAAAGCUGAGAAGAGAGUGGAUCCUUUGUGUGGCUCUCGCGAGCUCUCUCUUUCUGUUCCAUUUUGGAUUUACAACUGCAGUGGUUUAAUCCUUGAACUUACAGAUGGUGACAUAGAUCAGAAAGUUGGUGAAAGAGUUCUUUAUCCGAGUUAUUCUUCUAUAAGACAGGAAGAAUUUACAAAUAAAACAUCUGGCAUAGGAAUUGCUUGUGUGGACUCACACAGGGUAGUAGGAGUUAAAGAUGGAAGGACAUUUGAGGAAGGAAUGUUCUGUCCAAAUCGCCAUGUACCUUGUAAAAUCGGGAGCCAUUUACCUAGUCGUGGAUUACUCUUAGGGCCUCACAGAUUUUUUGAGAACAAUAAUGUAAGGUUUUCAGGUGAUUCUUCAUUCAAGGGAACACAUGAAUGGCAAAGAAGGGGAAGUAACAUUUCAUUUUCUGACCUUAGUGAUGUUAAUGUAGAAGUGGGUGACAGAGAAACUGAUCAAAUCCCUAAGGUCAAGGCAUGUAUGCAUUCACCGUCAAAAGGUUUGGAAGUUACAGAGGCAACUCUCAGAUUAAGAAUGUUACAAUCAAUAUCUGCAGAAAAUAUGACUGAGGGAUCUAUCUGGUCAGAUGCAUUCUCCCUCAAUCCCCCUAGUGGUUCGUCUAUGGUGCUUAUUCCUCAGAUAUCUAGCCCAGGGGCUUUCAUUAUGUCAGUUAUAUCAACUCCAGUCUUAGGAGCUUGUGCAGGGAAGACAAUGUCUAUUACAUUACAGCCCAGAUAUGUGAUCAGCAAUGCAUGCAGCAGAGACUUAUUAUACAAGCAAAGGGGAACUAGGUCAUUUCAACGUUUGAGAAUUGGAGAGCACUUAAGUCUUCAUUGGACUAAUGUUAAGAGAGAGCUACUUGUAUCUAUCCGAUUCGACGAACCUGGCUGGGAUUGGUCUGGUAGCUUUCUUCCAGAUAAGCUUGGAGAUACCCAGGUAAAAAUGCGAAAUUAUGUGACUGGAGCAUUACAAAUGGUACGCAUUGAAGUGCAGAAUGCUAGUGUAGCAGUUGGAGAUGUCAAAGGUGUUAACAAUUCUGAUGGGAGUCUUGCGACAUACCUUGUUCUUCUCUCUGAUGAUGACACUGGUUUUAUGCCUUACAGAAUUGAUAACUUUUCCAUGGAGAGAUUGCGACUUUAUCAGCAGAAGUGUGAGAAGUUUGAAAAUGUUUUACAACCAUAUACAACAUGCUUCUAUGCUUGGGAUGAACCUUGCCAGCCACACCGAUUGACCAUAGAGGUUCCUGGCAAAGGUGCUCUUGGGUCCUAUGGACUUGAUGAUGUGAGAGAUUACACAUCAGUUCACUUAACAGAAACUCCUGAGAAAUCAGAGAGGAGGUUUUUCGUCUCAGUGCAUGCUGAGGGACCAAUAAAGGUACUCAGUGUUACAGAUGCAGAUACACAUACCGUUGAAAACUUAAAUGGGAAAGGCUUGUAUAGGUUUGCAGAGAAACACACAAGUGACCAGAAUGGAGAGAAUUGCACAGAAUUCAGUGCAAAAAUCACAGUCUGUUUGCCUUUCAUUGGACUUGCCAUGGUAGAUUCUAUUCCACAGGAACUAGCCUUUGCUUGUGUUAGAGGAAUCAAGCUCAAAAUAUUGCAGGGCUUACAUCAACAGAAGUUUAUUUUUCAAGUAGCAUCAUUUCAAAUUGAUAAUCAGCUUCCCCAUCCCAUAUAUCCUGUAAUGGUCUCUAUGGACAACACUUCUAUUGGAGCUUUUGUAAUCCAAGGGAAAAGUAAAGAAAAUACCAUUGAUUCUAUGGUUGAAGAAGACAUACAUGACCUUUCACAUGAGCCUGCAUUCUACUUGGUUGCAGUAAAAUGGCAACACAUGGCAACCUCUGUAAAUUGUUUUGAGUGUGUUACUGUAAGAUUUGCACCUUUACGUCUUGAAUUUGAAGACCAGAUGAUUUUUCGUUUGGUGGACUUCAUAAAAAGUGUCACUUGGAGAUUUUGGAGGGGAACCACCCAGGCACAAAACUUUGAGAUGUGGCCAGUAAAAUAUGGCAUGAGUCAAGUUACGGAUCAUUUUAUUGACCCUCAGAUUGUUGAAUUCGUUAAGAACCCACACUCAAGUCAGCUGCAUUUCUUAAAGGUUAUGAAAAUCAUGGAGAGUUACAGAAGUUGGCCAUCUCCUGUUGCAGUAAGGCCAAUUGGUGCUCCUUGGCAAAACAUUUCCCUCUUAGCAAGGAGGAGGAGGAAGAUAUAUAUUGAAAAUUUUCAUGUUGCACCUAUCAAGCUAACUGUAAGCUUUUCCAGCAGUCCUUGGUUGCCCAAAGAUGAUCAUAGAGCAGCAGCACAGUCGUUGAUUUGGAUCAACAGUACAACAUUACAGAGAGGUAUUAUGGCUCUUAUGGAUGUUGAGGGAGCUCCAAUUUAUUUUCGACAAUUAACCUUAGCUCAUCCACUAGCUAGUUGGGAUGCUAUUCAAGGCAUGGUCGUAAGGCAUUACAGUCGUCAACUAUUACAUGAAGUAUACAAGGUACUUGGUUCAGUAGGUGUCUUUGGUAAUCCAAUGGGGUUUGCAAGGAGCCUUGGAUUUGGUAUUAGAGAUUUUAUAUCCGUGCCUGCAAAAAGCAUUGUUCAGAAUCCAACUGGGCUUGUUACAAGCAUGGCUGAAGGGACCAAGAGUCUCCUCAAUAACACAGUUUUUGCAGUAAGCAAUGCUGCCACUCAAUUCAGUAAGGCGGCUCGUAAGGGAGUUGCUGCUUUUGCAUUUGAUGAAGAGUUUGUGGAAGAAAUGGAAAGACGUCAACAAGGUCAAGGCUAUCACAACCAAGGGGUGCUGAAUGAGUUUUUAGAGGGCUUGACAGGUCUUCUUCAGUCACCUAUAAGGGGAGCAGAAAAGCAUGGACUUCCAGGCAUUCUUUUAGGCGUAGUAGUUGGUGCAGCUGGAUUUGUUGCCCGACCUGUGGUUAGUAUCCUUGAUGUGUCAGGAAGAACUGCACAAAGUAUCAGAAAUCGUAGUAAUCCUCGUCAGCUGAAUCAUUUCCGAGUGCGAUUGCCAAGACCUGUUAUCAGAGAUUCUCCCUUGCGUCCUUACUCAUGGGAGGAGGCAGUUGGAACUGCAAUGCUGCAAGAAGUGGAAAGCAGUCGACUAAAUGAUGAGGUUUUUUUGACUUGCAUUGCCUUGGGACCACCUGGAAUGUUUGUUGUUGUAACUGAAAGACUUCUGUUGAAAGUAAAGAAUGCAAAUUUAGCCUCAGAAACAUCAUCUGAAAAUACAGCUCCAGCAGGACCUGAGUGGGAGAUCUACCUAGAGAUUGCUUUUAGUGACGUGAUACAUUUGAACAGAGAAGGGCAGUUACUUAAUGUUUUAGCAGGCACUCCAGAGACAUAUUUCAAGAAAACCAAGGACCCGAAAAUCUCAAAGCAAAAUUAUAGAGCACACUUUUUCCCUUUUACUCGACAAUCCAUAGAACUUCCAAAUGAUGAUGUUGCUGAAGAACUGCUACAUUUGCUCCAAUCACUACUAGAUGAACUGACAGAACAUCCUUCACUACGAAUCUUCAGACGACAUAAUUUGAGAUGAGUGACAGGUGAAGUUUGUAUUAACACCUAUAUAUAUAUGCACACACCAUGCAUUUUUAAAAUUUUGUACCUCUCUUGGAUGAUGAGAGCAAUGCCUGGCCUUGCUUUGGAGGUUGUAGCAUAAAUGUAACAAUAGAUGUACAAGGUGCAAUGUUUUGGACCCUGCUUUUGGAAGCAGGGUAAUAUUAGAUCACUUUGAUGAUCAUGAGAUUCUAAUUACCAACACAGUAAAGCCAUAUGCUUUGCAUUGUAAUUUUUUUGUAACAUUGAUUCUAUAGGGAAAGGUAUAACUAGCAAGCCAUAUGCUUUGCAUUGUAAAUUUUUUUGUGACAUUGGUUCCGUAGGGAAAGGUAUAGCAUAUGAGCUUUGAAUUCA
Molecule: messenger RNA, 11463 nt
Organism: Cryptomeria japonica (Japanese cedar)
Lineage: Eukaryota; Viridiplantae; Streptophyta; Pinopsida; Cupressales; Cupressaceae
Exons: 49
Coding region: 200-11089 (3629 amino acids)
Biological process (GO): protein targeting to vacuole; protein retention in Golgi apparatus
Cellular component (GO): extrinsic component of membrane
Source: RefSeq, a predicted model, not a curated record